Molecule: messenger RNA, 624 nt
Organism: Ilyonectria robusta
Lineage: Eukaryota; Fungi; Ascomycota; Sordariomycetes; Hypocreales; Nectriaceae
Exons: 1
Coding region: 1-624 (207 amino acids)
Source: RefSeq, a predicted model, not a curated record
AUGUUUGGGGACAGAAUCGUUGCCAGUCUGAACUACGACAGCUGGCCCAUACACCACGACUCGGUCCCACAGGCAUAUAAGGAUACCUUCCAAUGGGCCUUCGACUCACGGCUCUCGGACUGGUUCCGCUCCGAGAGUGGUACUUUCUGGGUAUCAGGCAAGCCGGGGUCCGGGAAAUCCACCUUCAUGAAAUUCAUCGCGAGGCAUCCCCGGACAAAGGAUCUACGAGCAGGCUGGGCAGGCUCGGCAGAUACGCUUGCCGUUGCGGCGCACUUCUUCUGGAUAGCGGGCACGCUGAUCCAAAAGUCAUGGCAGGGGCUGCUCCAAUCUUUGCUCUUCGACGUGUUUCACAAACGCCCCUCCGUCGUGUCGCUGAUCAGCCCUGAUCGCUGGGCGGCCGCCAAGGCCGGACACUGGCAGGCUGCCGCCCAACCCUGGUCUGUAACUGAGCUCGCGGUGGCGCUUCGAGCGCUGGCAUCAUCUGACAGUCUGCCGCUGAAGAUGUGUUUCUUCAUCGAUGGACUCGACGAGUACGACAGCGACCAUGCCGAGCUUUGUAAUGUUCUACGUGACAUGGCUAGCUCUCAUCAUAUCAAGAUGUGUGUUUCUAGUCGGUAUCUUUAG